Messenger RNA from Soboliphyme baturini, 399 nucleotides. The record is from the annotation of a GenBank genome assembly. NCBI's taxonomy places the organism in Eukaryota, Metazoa, Nematoda, Enoplea, Dioctophymatida, Soboliphymatidae.
AUGAAGGCUUUAUCCUUGUUCUUUACGAAUGAUAUGCUGAAAUUUUUAGCGGAUCAGGCUCUUCUUUACGAGUUCGCACAGUCGCUUGCUGUUCGAACUUUCCUGCGCAUGCGCAACUUGCCGUUUACUUCUGAAAAGCGUCGCAAUGCUCCGUACAUCUCUCCAACAGGUCUUUUGCCUGUGCUGCAGUCCGGUUCGGUGCUUGUAUCGGGUUUUGACGCAAUCGUGGAAUUUAUCGGUUUGAAGGAUUGGCAAACUGCUGACAGCCUUUCGGACUUACAGGCGAUCGAUGUCCGUGCGAGCUGUUGUUAUGUGAUGGAGAUGCUGCUGAAAGCGGAAGUAGGUAUCCCGUUGACGAUUAACCUCGUGACUUAUGUGCAAAACUGGACGGUGAUAUAA